Molecule: messenger RNA, 2118 nt
Organism: Penicillium olsonii
Lineage: Eukaryota; Fungi; Ascomycota; Eurotiomycetes; Eurotiales; Aspergillaceae
Source: the annotation of a GenBank genome assembly
AUGGGCACUCCGUUUGGCAAAAGUCAUCCAGUUCUAACUCACAAUAGGGCGGGUCAAAUCGACAAUGGUCCCCACUAUCCAGUGAACCAAAGCAGCGGACAUACCAAUAUCCAGCAUAACAAAGAGGGAAACACCCUCAAGUACACUAGCGGGCCACUAGAUCUUGAUCUGAACACCGCGGCCAACGAGCUCGACCUGACUUUCCGCUCUCCAGGUGGCAAGAAGCUAACAGGUCAAUCUUUCCGCUCAAUUGGCUAUGUGCGUGACCAGCGAACGGAGAAACACCGCUACGAAGACGGGAUUUAUGCCGAGCGCCAGGGAUACAUGCUCGCGGGGCUGGACCUGGGCGUUGGCGAGAGGGUCUACGGACUCGGAGAGAGGUUUGGGCCCCUGGCAAAGAAUGGCCAGACAGUUGAUAUCUGGAACGAGGACGGUGGUACUUCUUCUGAACUCGCAUAUAAGAACAUCCCCUUCUAUAUUAGCUCCAAGGGGUACGGUGUCUUUGUCAAUCAUCCUGGUAAGGUCAGUUUGGAGGUGCAGUCUGAGCGAACGACCAGGGUCAAUAUCUCUGUUCCCGGCGAGGAGAUUGAGUACUUCGUCGUCUAUGGUGCUACGCCAAAGGAGAUCCUGAAUCGGUAUACUACAUUAACCGGACGGCCGGCUCUGGUUCCCUCGUGGAGUUAUAACCUCUGGCUUACGACAAGCUUUACAACCAACUAUGAUGAGGCUACUGUUACUGGUUUCCUCGAUGGGUUCCGAGACCGCGACAUUCCUCUUGGGGUCUUCCACUUUGACUGUUUCUGGAUGAAGUCCUACCAUUGGUGCGACUUCGACUUCGACUCGGAUAUGUUCCCAGAUGCCGUGGGUUACCUCAAGCGUCUGAAAGAGCGUGGUCUCAAAAUCAGUGUAUGGAUCAACCCAUAUGUUGGGCAGGCAUCGCCACUUUUCGAGGAGGGAAGAAAGAACGGAUACUUCAUCAAGCGUACCGACGGGUCCGUCUGGCAAUGGGACUUCUGGCAAGCAGGAAUGGCCGUGGUCGAUUUUACAAACCCUGACGCUUGUACAUGGUACAACAGCCACCUGGAGCGGCUCAUGGAGAUGGGCGUCGACAGCUUCAAGACCGAUUUUGCUGAGCGUAUCCCGGUCAAAGGUAUCAAGUACCACAAUGGGGCGGAUCCAGAGCGCAUGCACAACUACUACGCUCUGCUUUACAACAAGAUUGUCUAUGAGACUAUGAGCGCCCGCGUCGGACCUAGCCAGGGUCUCCUAUUCGCGCGCAGCACAGCGCCAGGUGGACAGGCAUAUCCCGUGCACUGGGGCGGUGAUUGCGAAAGCACAUUCGAGGCUAUGGCGGAGUCGCUGCGCGGCGGACUGAGCUUGAUGCUUUCCGGAUAUCUUUUCUGGGCAUCUGAUAUCGGUGGGUUUGAAGGAACUCCCCCACCGGCGCUUUACAAGCGAUGGGUCCAAUUUGGCCUGCUGUCAUCACACUCACGACUGCACGGAUCGUCUUCGUUCAGGGUACCGUGGAUCUAUGGUGAAGACUGCUCUGAUGUGCUGCGGGAUUGCGUGAAGCGUAAGAUAUUGCUUACGCCAUACAUCCUCCAGGAAGCAUUGAGAGGCCACACCGAUGGAACCCCACUGAUGAGGCCGCUCUUCUUGGAAUUCCCGGAAGAUUUGAACACGUAUGCCGUUGAUACGCAGUACAUGUUUGGAUCAAACUUGCUGGUUGCGCCUGUCUUUUCCGAAGAGGGCGAGGUCACUUUCUACGUGCCUGAAACUCCCAAUGAUGGGAGUGGGAAGUGGGUGUCGUGGUUUGAUCAUUCCAAGUCUUAUGAGCCCGGCCGAUGGUACACCGAGACUCAUGGGUUUGAUACUCUACCCAUCCUGAUUCGUCCUGGAUCUGUGACUGUAAUCAACCCGGCCAUCAAGGCCCCUGAGGAUGAUGCCUUGUCGGGCGUGGAGUUGUUGGUCAAUGGUCGUCCGAAUAGCGAGACCGUGAUCGAACUUGUCAAUUCAGCUCAGACUGAUGAGGUUCUAAAGACUGUUCGGCUUUCUUCUAGCGCAGAUGGAAAGCUGGAAGCGAGCGGCCAUCCAGUCAAGAUUGUUUACGUUGCAUAG